CCAUUGUCGCAGACAUCUCACACUCACGCGGGCUUGCAGGUCCCGCCCACUCGUUGAUUCAUGUCGCCACAAUCCUAGGCUCAAACCACGCUCAUUGUCGCAUUUCACCCCUCACGCCUCGCUGCCGUACUACCUCCCUCCCUUGGAUCCGACUCCCUCGAAGCGCCGACAUCUCCCUCUUUGUCCGACCCUCCGAUUCUAUCCUCAUACCUCUUUGUGCCUCCGCACAUUGUCCUCGACAGGAAGAAAGAGAAGCCGACGUCACAAAGGAAGCAGAAACAAGAGGGAAUAUUUGGUGGUCGACUUUGGCCGUUAGAUACGACUAUGCGCCACAUGCCUCCCAGCCGCUCCCUCGCUUGAGAUCAAUUCACCCACGCUCUUUACCGCUCGCUUUCUGCGAUCGCUAUUCACGAAAAGUAUUCACACAAUCGGAAGAAAACCCGUCUGCCGGACAGACCACAAAAACGCGACCAGAUCGCAGUUGCGACAGUUCAAUUCCACAUUCGCUCCGCUGGACUGAGCGAAUACAACAGACACACCACGAUACCCCACCAUACACAUCACAACCAUGGGCUGCUGUUCGUCCGACCGUGAGAAAGGUCCACGAGACGAGUCUCAGAAAUGGGACUUCAUCACCCUCUCCGACUUCCGCUGCACAUCAGCUUGGACAUAUUUCGCCUACGGAUGGCUAUGGUUUCUGGCCAUCGUCGGCGUGGCUGUCUACGUUGUCGAUACCUUUACCGCCGUGCAGCUCCUCGCCUAUGACAACUGGAGUUCCCAGGUCAAGCCCAAGGUACCCUUCAAGUACUCCAAAUGGAUCUUUGCCGUGUGCAUUAUCAUCUCCUGGGUGCUGUGCUUCUACGAAUGGAUCCGUGCGAUUCGAGUUAUCCGCCGAGGAGGAGUCGCCGAGAGCUUCCUGGACCCGCUAGCAGUCGAUCUCCAAUCCAUGCGAAGUCAAGGUUGGAAGCGAUUCCUCGUCUUCUCCGCACUGGCCAAGAGCAAGAAAGGCGCUGAUUACGUCGCCCUCUUCGUCUACUUCUCCUUCAAAACUUCCAUCCGAGUCAUCCUCGCCGAAGGACCACGCCAAGUCGUGAAUGCUCUGACCUUGUGGGCUGUCCUGCAAUCCGACAUUGCCGUCAAGCACGCAACCGAUCACUCCUCCUUUGAGCAAUUCUGGCUCAACAUUGGCGUCCUCGCUGAGAGAGACAAAUUGCAAGCCUGCAUCUACUUUGCCAUGUUGUUCACGCUUGUCAUUUGGGUGUUCUCCGCGCUGAGUCUCAUCAUCUCGGUCAUUCUCUACCUCGUCUUCCUCUGGCACUAUAUUCCAUCUCGCGAUGGUAGAUUAAGUGUCUACUGCAAGCGCAAGGUUGACAGGCGACUGGCUAAGGUUGUGGAGCACAAAGUCAAGGCCGCGAUUGAAGAGGAGGAACGAGAAGCUCGGAAAGCUGAGCAAAAAGCAGAGCAGAGACGCCAGAAGAAUGGCGAGCUUCCUCCCCCACCGAGUCUGUCAUCUUUCAAGCGCCAGCCGACUCUUCCCGAGAUUGGUCGAACGCCGUCUAGCAAAUCCACCGACAAGGUUCCGGACUUCUAUGGCAUCUCACGACAGAAUACCGAGACCACCCUCCCGCCAUACACAUCACGUCCGUCAACCAGCAACGACGCAGUCACACGUCAGCCUACAUUACCCAAUGUCGGAAACGUACCUCGACGUCCCGUCUUGCGAACGGAGACUCAAGGCUCUGUUGCAUCAGCUGCUCCCAGCUACGCGAGUAAUGCGCCGCUGAUGUCGAAUACUGGAUUCGCAGAUAAUGACUACAACCACUAUGACGGUCCACUACCUCCCCUCCCUCACAUGAGGUCCGAGUCGCAAAGCACAUUAAACUCUCAGCGAUCCUAUCGACCAGGCGGCCUUCCAGGCGGACCUCCAGGACCUGGUCCGAGAAUGCCUCCUCAGCGUUCCAACACAGGCUUCAGCUUUGAGCAGAUUCAACAGCCACUCCCACCACAACCCGGCUAUCCUCGCGCUCCGCCCCAAGCCGCGUACAAUCCCAACUUCACCCGUCCCACGCCUGGAGGUCCACCCGGCAUGCCAUCCCGCGCUGCCACCGCAGACAUCCACCCACAACAAUUCGCCCGCCGCGCUCUUCCCGAACGCAGCGCCACCGCCGGUCCACCUCCCGAUCAGCAAUACGAAAUGCGAAUCUCCCCUGUCCACACCGUUCCCACCGCAACCUACCCUCCCGCACCAAGCCGAUCCGUCACGAAUCCCGUCGCAGGAGGCUACCACGCCUUCAACCCCAGCGCCAACCCUUCCAUGACCAGCGUCCUCCCACCGCCUUCAUACCACACCAACGCCCCAUCCAGCACGUAUGCGAGCAGUAUAGCACCGACCAUGCGAUCCGCCACCGCGCCGCCGCCACAAUUCGCGUAUACUACGAAUCAACCGCAGCAGACGAAUUGGCAAACGUGGCAGCAGCCUUCUCCGCUACUACCGCCGCUGCCGGCUCAGGGUGGUCCUCAAGGGCAGGAGAGGCCGUAUCAUGGACCGGUGGGACCGGGUUCGAUAAGGAGGCCCGAGCCACCGCAGGGCGGUGGGCCUAGAGCUGCUACCGGUGGGCCGAGGUGGUAGAAUUCCUGAUAGAAGGAAGGGAUGAGGAGAUGAGGAGGAUUGAACCUUUUUUUUUACGACCGUGACGACUUGGCGAUGGAUUGUCUGUGUACGAUUGCAUCUUGUACUUUUGUUGGAUGAAGAGGUGAAAGGCUGUACAUAACCCUUUUUUGGAUAAAAACCAACAGAACCCUUUUUGAUGAGGGACUUCCGAGAAGAAA
Molecule: messenger RNA, 2829 nt
Organism: Zymoseptoria tritici IPO323
Lineage: Eukaryota; Fungi; Ascomycota; Dothideomycetes; Mycosphaerellales; Mycosphaerellaceae
Exons: 1
Coding region: 569-2629 (686 amino acids)
Biological process (GO): potassium ion transmembrane transport
Cellular component (GO): plasma membrane
Molecular function (GO): potassium ion transmembrane transporter activity
Source: RefSeq, a predicted model, not a curated record